AUGUCCGAGCGAAAAGUCUUGACGAAAUACUACCCACCUGAUUUCGAUCCCAGUGCGAUCGGGCGCACACCCAAGCACCUGCGCAAGCAGGGCCCGAAAGUCAUCACCGUCCGAUUGAUGGCACCUUUCCCUAUGAAAUGCACCAACUGUGGCGAAUAUAUCUACCGUGGACGUAAAUUCAACGCCCGCAAACAAACCCUCGAAGAAAAAUACCUCAAUAUCCCCAUCUACCGCUUCUUCAUCCGUUGCACACGAUGCAGCGGAGAGAUCACCUUUCGUACCGAUCCAAAGAACAUGGACUACGAAUGCGAAAAGGGUGCUAAGCGGAACUUCGAGCCAUGGCGCGAUUCCAAGUCCGGAAAAUACAAUGAAACCGAAGAAGAAACCCUCGACCGAUUGGAACGCGAAGAGAAUGCCGAACACGAACAACAGGAACGCGAUAAGAUGGCCGAGUUGGAGGAGAAGAUGCACGAUUCGAAGCGGGAGAUGGCGAUUGCGGAUGCGCUGGACGAAAUCCGUACUCGAAAUGCGCGCAUUGCACGGAAUGAAGGCAAGGACGACGAGGCAGCCCUCGACUCUAUUCAUGAACAGGUAGACGAGUCACUUCUGCAGGCUGAAAAGGAGGAUGAAGAGGCUGCACGCAAGGCAUUCAUGACCGCCGAUGGGGAGAGAAUUAAACGCAUUGUUGACGAGGAGGGGGAGGAGCCCGCCCCAGCCGCAGCUCCUGUAUCAACAGAACCUAAGCCCGCCGCGUCGAUCUCGAUGCCCCCGCCUUCAUCAUCAUCCUUUAGCAGAGUGAAGAAGACCAAGAAAAGUGGCAAUCUUUUGGGUAUCAAAAAGAAGCCCUCACUGGUAUAA
Messenger RNA from Penicillium waksmanii, 858 nucleotides. Its product is annotated as Saf4/Yju2 family protein. Gene Ontology annotation, biological process: mRNA splicing, via spliceosome. NCBI's taxonomy places the organism in Eukaryota, Fungi, Ascomycota, Eurotiomycetes, Eurotiales, Aspergillaceae. Gene Ontology annotation, cellular component: U2-type catalytic step 1 spliceosome. Bases 1 to 858 code for a protein of 285 amino acids. The record is from RefSeq and is a predicted model, not a curated record. The transcript has a single exon.